UGUGUCAUCCUCAGCCAUGCUGGCCCUGUGAGCUGUCAGCCUUCUCUGACAUUGCUUCUGGUUCACUUGGAGACCGCACAACUGACUUCCUUUCCAGGUAGCCAGGAGCACCUGAGCAGGAGUUGAGACUUGGAAAGUACCAGAAUGUUUUGUUGCUGUGACCAGGGCAAAAGAAGUCACCAGUGACAUUGACAGGUGUUUCCCUCUCUGUGAUUCUUUUAAAGCUGGCUGGAAAAUUUCUUCUCCCUGUUCAACAUCUUCAACUGCCAUGAAGAGUGUGUUCCAUUCUCCAAACAUCCAAAUGUACGGAAUUUUUAGGCUCCACCGUUUGUCCGAAAUGAAGCAAUGGAUCUACAAACUCAUUGGUCUCUUCUUCAGUUAUUUGUCCUGGGCUUUUGGUGUGAGCCUUGUCAACAGCAGAUCCUGGCGCGUGUGGGAAUUCGACAGCCAGACUGUGCCUUUUGUGUUCAUUGGAUUUUGGGAAGCCUUCUAUUACGAAAAAGUUAACAUCGCUGGUUCAGUAACACAGGUGCCGAUGCAUAGCCCAAUCAAUGGCAGCUGGGUCAUUUCGACUGAGAUUGAAUAUGGGCGGGACCUGAUAUUGUUGCCUAGCUUUAUGAAGACGACUGUUCUGAUCUUCAGCACGGUGGCCAUUCUGGUCAGCUGGAUCAAGGCACCAUACCUAGAGUUCAUCCAAAUGUGUUACAAAAUAUCUGUCUUCUUCCUUUUCACCAGCUGUGUCUGUACCUUCACUGUAGUGAUCUGGAAUUUCACUGUGGAUUUUUAUGGACAAAGCACUCUUGACUUUCCCCUUAACUUUCCUGUUGACAAAGAAAUCCUGAUAAGGAAACACUUCAGCUUUGUGUUUCCAGUAGGAAUCUCAACAGCCACUCUAUCACUAAUAAGUGCCAUCAUGUUUCUCUGUGAGUUAUGUUUAGCAGAACGGCGGAAUCGAGUAAAACCCCUGCCUGUGGACGAUCAUUCAAAAGAAAAGGUCUAAACUGAGGGCUUUCUCAGUUUUGGAAGUUUGGGAAGUUUUAUUAAUUUUUGGAAGGCUGCUGGUAGAAAUUUCUUGAAGAAAUUUUCUGCAUACAGAAAAUACUGUGGCUAUUAUCUACACAUUAAAUAUAACACAUAUUUGACUCUUGUAGUGUGUGUCUCAAGCUUAUAUUCUCUUCUGUUCCAAUCUGUAAAGCUACCCACCUCUGAAGCAUUUCUCUUCUUGAAAUCUGCAGGCAAAUAUCUUCUGUACA
This is a messenger RNA of Lepus europaeus (European hare), 1253 nucleotides long. RefSeq lists its product as uncharacterized. The record is from RefSeq and is a predicted model, not a curated record. Lineage: Eukaryota; Metazoa; Chordata; Mammalia; Lagomorpha; Leporidae. Bases 269 to 1000 code for a protein of 243 amino acids. The transcript is spliced from 4 exons.